This is a messenger RNA of Eleginops maclovinus (Patagonian blennie), 1845 nucleotides long. Its product is annotated as complement component C1q receptor. Bases 13 to 1845 code for a protein of 610 amino acids. The record is from RefSeq and is a predicted model, not a curated record. Gene Ontology annotation, molecular function: extracellular matrix binding; calcium ion binding; extracellular matrix protein binding. Lineage: Eukaryota; Metazoa; Chordata; Actinopteri; Perciformes; Eleginopidae. The transcript has a single exon. Gene Ontology annotation, cellular component: external side of plasma membrane; extracellular matrix. Gene Ontology annotation, biological process: cell migration.
CAAACAGGAUGCAUGAGCAUGAAUGUUAGUCUCAGACGCUUACUUGUUUUUGGCUAUGAAUGGACUACCACAUAUUGGUCGCAUUUCUCCCCAAAAGCUCCCAGGGACCUUCUGGGUGUUACAGCUAAUUUGUUGAUCUCUAUGGCGAAGAUGUUGUGGAUUUUUCUGCUGCAGCUCAUCAGCAGCUUUGCAGGGUUUUCUGAAGCUGAACAUGAGACGCUGUGCACCUCCAACGCCUGCUUCACCCUGCACAUGAACAUGGUGCACUUUGAUGAGGCCGUAAAGAACUGUGUCCACAAUGGAGGAUACUUGAUGACAGUGAGAGACCGACAAGAAGAGGAUGUGCUCCGUUCGCUUCUCUCGCAGAUCCAAAGAAAAAGUCCGGACAGGGCUCUUACAUUUUGGAUUGGAUUAAAACUGCACAAAACUGACUGCACGUCAUCUAACAAGACUCUCAGGGGGUUUAAGUGGGUGUCUGGGAACGAAGAUUCUAACUACUCCAACUGGUUAAAAGAACCUGCCAAUACAUGCACAGAGAGAUGUGUACAAAUUUACAUCAAAUCAGGUGAACUGUUAUGGAUCGACAGAAAGUGCAAAAGCCCUACCUUUUAUGCGUGUAAGUUUUAUUUCAAGGGAAUGUGCAAACCUUUAGCUUUGUUGGGGCCUGGAGAAAUAAACUACACAGCUCCUUUCUCAGAAGAGCCACAAAGAAGUGACAUGCAAUCCUUUCCCCUAGGGACAUAUGCAGAUAUUUUAUGUAGUGACCAACAGUCUCAAUACUCUGUGUGCAUGGGGGCGGACGACACCUAUCGUUGGAAUGUUCCUGGUCCACUUUGCAAAACAGGAAAGGAAGACUGUGAAAGAAACAACGGUGGAUGUGAACAUUUGUGCCACCAGGAAGCAGAUGAGGUUAAAUGCUUGUGCAAAGAAGGUUACAACCUGGAUGAGGAUGGAUUCUCUUGCAUUGUGAAGGAUGUGUGUGGCGUGGGCACCUGUGAGCAUCAGUGCGUGACGACGGAGUCUGGGUAUUUUUGCAAGUGUCCUGAUGGGUUCAGACUGGAUGCAAACCAACGGAACUGCUCUGACGUCGAUGAGUGCCAGUUACAGGUCUGUGAGCAUCAUUUGUGUGUAAACACACACGGAGGUUACACCUGUACAUGUCAAAGCGGCUACGAAAUGGUUGCCGGUACUUGCAUUGAUCUGGAUGAGUGUGCGCAAGAAAGAUGCGAACACAGCUGCUCAAACAGUAUUGGAUCCUUUUCUUGUUACUGCAAUGAAGGCUUCAGUUUAUCCCAGGAUCACCAUUCGUGUGAGGACAUUGAUGAAUGCGUCAGUAGUCUCUGUCAGUUUGAAUGUGUCAAUACCAUCGGCAGUUUCCGGUGCACCUGUCCGAAAGGCUUCUACCUGGAGAUUAACAGGUCAAACUGCACUCAGGAAGUGACAGCAACAUCAGCAUCUUCAACAGAGGAGCCUUACAAUGAAGAAACACAAGAAAAAUGUACAGAGUCUUUAACCAGAACAACAGAGGAGCUCCAACACCAGUCCCCUCACACCAACGCGCCGAUUCUGGACCUGGUGAACCUUAUGCCGGACGAUCAGGAGAACAACUCAUCAACAGGUGUGGCUGAGUGGAUCAAUUCCAGGGUGAUCGUCUGCGUUCUUGGUUCAGUCAUUCCUCUGCUACUUUUGGUUGCAGUGACAAAGGCUAUUGCAAUUUUUCGGUGCCAUCGGUCUAAAAAAGAAGCCAAGAAAACGAUAACUACUGAUGGCUACUGUUGGGUGUCCUCUGGUUUGGAUCCGCGUUUAGAGAAACUUUACGAGUCGAUCUUGACUGAUGACCUAUAG